CCGAAGGAGCGAGCUUUUUUACCACAACCAGCGAGGAAGGAAAAGAGACAGAAAACAGAAAAAGUGACAAAACCAAACGGUUUGUAAAAUGUCUAAAGUCCAAAGGCUGAGAGCUUUGGUGGAGGAGCGGCUGACUGCGGCUGCUGAAGACAUAUAUGUGCUGUUUGAAAGAAUCAUAGCCGAGUAUGAGGAGGAACUGUGUCGCUCCAAACAGGAGAACGAGAGGAACCAACGGCUCCUGGACUCGACUCUGAGCCCGAGAGUCGUGCUGACCAGAGCCGGUGUCCACAUGUCCUCUCUGUGUCCUGGUCUCACUCUAAAAGAGGAAAUCCCAGAGAUUAAAGAGGAGCCAUUAGAACAGCACGACAAACAGGAGGAAGAGGAGCUGCAAGUGUCUGUCCCUGAGGCCAAUGAUGGCUGUGUGAAGACAGAAGAGUCCUCACUGUUUCAAAGAAAAGAAACUGAUCACAGAGAGGACAUCAACUCAGAGACACAUGUCCACCUCGAGACUGAGGGAGACACGGAGCAGUCUUCUGACACUGACAGUGAUGAAGACUGGAGUGCUCCAAUCGGCUCGUCAGCUGCACAGAUGGAGACUGAGGCAGAUGGAGACCACUACAACCAAGUCCAGAUCAGAGCCAAAAGCACCACUGCACCAAACUCAAGUCUAUCCCCCAAAUACAAGUCUGCACCAGAGACCAGAGCCAGUGUGGACAAUGGGGACGUGUCAGGAACAGCCGAAGGAACUGCAGACAAGAAACACCAGUGCUCUGUUUGUAAAAAGAGAUUUGGCUUAAAAAUCGAUUCAAUAAGACACUUUAGAAUUCACACAGGAGAGAAACCUUACAGCUGUUCUGUUUGUGAGAAACCAUUUAUUCAAAAGAGUCAUUUCACAAAACACAUGAGAAUACACACAGGAGACAAGCCUUACAGAUGCUCUGUCUGUCAGAUAUCAUUUAAUCAAAAGAGUGAUCUCACACAACACAUGAGAACACACACAGGAGAAAAAUCUUACAGGUGUUCUGUCUGUGAAAAAGCAUUUCAUAUAAAGGGUAAUCUCACAAGACACAUGAGAACACACACAGGAGUCAAACUUUACAGCUGUUCUCUCUGUGAGAAAGCAUUUAAUGAAAAGAGUAAUCUCACAAAACACAUGAGAACACACACAGGAGACAAGCCUUACAGGUGUUCUUUCUGUGAGAAAGCAUUUAUUCAAAAGACUAAUUUUAUAUACCACAUAAAAACACACACAGGCAACAAACCUUACAGCUGUUUUGUCUGUGAGAAAGCAUUUAUUAAAAAGAGUAAUCUCACACAACACAUGAGAACACACACAGGAGACAAACCUUAAAAAUGUUUUGUCUGUGAGAAAGUAUUUAAUAAAGAGUAGUCUUACAUACCACAUGAGAACACACACAGGAGAAAAGCCUGUUCAAAGUUCAUAUUUUAAACACAUCCAAAGGAAUUGACAAAAAAGACUGAAAUCUGAACUGACAAACUAAUGCAAGAAUCACAUUUCAGAACAUGUUUGUACAGAACUACAGGAUUAGGAGAUUUUAAGCAGUAUCAAUAUUACAAAAGUCACAUUCAAAGGACAGAAAUGAACCAAACUUUACAAUGAUCCUGAUCUGUAUCUUUCACAAGUAUAAGACACAUAGACUCGUAUACACCCAUGGACCACUAUGAACCUACUGCACACUGAGGGAUUACACACAUAUAACACACAUGGGAAUAUGAAAGAAAGUACUACCAUUUAAUGUUGAAAUCACAUUCUAUUGUGUAAAUAAAGAAUGUUUUUAUUAU
This is a messenger RNA of Periophthalmus magnuspinnatus, 1803 nucleotides long. Its product is annotated as zinc finger protein 32-like. The coding region runs from base 89 to 1351 and encodes 420 amino acids. The transcript is spliced from 3 exons. The record is from RefSeq and is a predicted model, not a curated record. Gene Ontology annotation, molecular function: RNA polymerase II cis-regulatory region sequence-specific DNA binding; DNA-binding transcription factor activity, RNA polymerase II-specific. Gene Ontology annotation, biological process: regulation of transcription by RNA polymerase II. Lineage: Eukaryota; Metazoa; Chordata; Actinopteri; Gobiiformes; Gobiidae.